Messenger RNA from Thunnus maccoyii (southern bluefin tuna), 1188 nucleotides. Its product is annotated as polymeric immunoglobulin receptor-like. The coding region runs from base 1 to 981 and encodes 326 amino acids. The record is from RefSeq and is a predicted model, not a curated record. The transcript is spliced from 5 exons. NCBI's taxonomy places the organism in Eukaryota, Metazoa, Chordata, Actinopteri, Scombriformes, Scombridae.
AUGUUCUGUUCUUCUGCUUCUUAUCAGGGAAUAAAAGACUUUGUGUAUAAGUACCGGUUGGCCUUUGGGGCCCUGAAUCGACGGCCAGAUGGGAGCAGCUCAGUCUCUGAGUCACUGCAGGAUGGAAACACUGGACUCGUCAAUGCAAUAAACCUUUUUGCUGGAGCUGAAGGAGGAAGUGGUUCAAUUAUUUGCUCCUUGACUUCAUCUGGAAGCACCAAGUUCUUCUGUAAAGGAGAAUGUAAAGAAGAAGACAUUCUCAUUAAAACAGAUGAUGUCACAGCUCAGAGUGGCAGAUACAGCAUCAGAUAUGAAGACGGAUCUUCUGGAAGAAGAACUGUGACUGUGACCUUCACACAACUGACCAAGUCAGACUCAGGACGGUACAGAUGUGGUUUGGGUGGAUCUUCAGCCCCAGAUGCUUACACCGACUUUGACAUCACAGUUAUAGAUGGAACUAUGAGAGCAAAUUUCACAAAAGGAUGCCUCAAUACUGUCUAUGGAAGCAGGAAGUUCUUCUGUAAGGAUGAAUGUAAAAAAGAAGAAGACAUCCUGGUUGAAACAGAAGAGAACAGAGCUCAGAAUGGCAGAUACAGCAUUGAAUAUACACAAGGAUCUGCAUUUGGACUGUAUGUGACCAUCACACAGCUGAAGAAGUCAGACACAGGACGGUACAGGUGUGGUUACGGCAGAGCUUCGUCUCCAGAUUCAUCCAACACGUUCCAGAUCUUUGUUGUAGAUGCUCCAACCACUUCAAAACCAAACUGGACUCUCCGACCUUUUCCAACAUCAGUCCCAUCAGCCUCCACACCAACAACAACACAGAGUUUAAUCUCCAGUUCAGGAAGCUUCACACCUUCAUCAUCUUUCCCUGAAACCACAGAGCAGUUUACAGGUACAGGACAGUUCAUGUCUGUCCAUCUGUCCAUCACUGUCUCUCUGCAACAAAACGUCCUCUUAAAACAGUCUAAUUCAGCAUAACAACGUUGUCUAAUAAGAAUAACAAGAUGGUCCAACAUGUGUUUCAGCACAUAAGACAGUUCAGCACCUAGAAGAAAACAUUUCACAUUCAAUUUUACAAUAAAUUUCCUUGUUAUCUUCACGUCUAAUGUUUAAACACAUCCUACGUUUCUAAUGAUGUAAGAUAAUUAUUAACAUGUGAUGUCAGCACAUGACAAGUCAAGAAAC